AUGUUUACCUCAUCUUCGUUGCAACUCUCGGCGACGGCAUCUUCGGCUGCAGCGGUGUCUGCUGCUUCUAAGCUCAAGUCGAAUCUAUCUACAGUCACCAAGUUGCCAACGCUGAAGCGCACCGCUUCCAACAAUACAAACGUCGAGCACGAGGACAAAACUGAUGUGAAACGUCAUCACACAUGUGUUGAUCCGUCGUUGUUAAGCUCAAGUCCUGAGUUGUUCGUGAGCCGCGAAGAAGUGAAGGCAGCUCCUCGGCUGUUUCGUAUGUCAUCGCUUAAGAGCAUGACAGCUGACAAAGCGCGCUUGAAAUUUCCUUUGAAGCGCUCGUUAAACCCGUCCAGUGCUCAAAUCAAGCGUAGCUACAGUCAUAACAGCGACGCCAAUAGCAACAGCGACGCCAAUAGCAACAGCGACGCCAACAGUAACAGUGAAGACGAAGACGAAGCUAAAAGCAUGGAUGAGUUUGAGGCCCAAAAGUCGGCAGUCAACUCUGCCUCGCGUUUUGUAAAGGGGAUGCCCACAUUGCUGAGACGCGCGGUGUCGAAUAGUCAUAUACCGAGAACCUCAACUUUAUUCCAGAAGACAAAACUACACACUAGUUUGCAAGGAGAGUUCACGGACGAUGACCCCGAGUACGAUCGGAAUUCACUGCUCAUGAUGUUGCAGGUGCCACAAAGACGAAGGAACUCGCAAAUCCCAUUAAUGGCAGCAGGCGAGAUUUGGUGA
Molecule: messenger RNA, 729 nt
Organism: Peronospora belbahrii
Lineage: Eukaryota; Oomycota; Peronosporomycetes; Peronosporales; Peronosporaceae
Source: the annotation of a GenBank genome assembly